Heterobilharzia americana is the source of this 2733-nucleotide messenger RNA. Lineage: Eukaryota; Metazoa; Platyhelminthes; Trematoda; Strigeidida; Schistosomatidae. The record is from the annotation of a GenBank genome assembly.
GCUUUCGUCGUAUGUGCAUUCACAUCAGUCAUUUAUAUUAGAGGCAUCUUUACAAUUGGAUUCGUACUAACAAAUCUUUUCCUCAUUUGCACUAUGUUUACGAAUUAUAUGUCUUUAUUAAACAGUACUACAUCGUCGUCGUUGUCAUCAUCAUCUUUCUUCUCUUCAUCUACCAUACAAUGGCAUUGUAUUUUAGGUUGUUUACUUGUUACCAGUUCGCUUUUGUUUGUUUCAAUUUGUUCAAUAUUCAAGCGUAUACCAGUUUGUAAAUUUGUUAUCAUUGUUAUUCUGUAUACUUCUGUGUUCUUCAUCUCUUCUCUGCCAAUUCUUACUAAGCUUUCAACAAAAACACUUGAUAAUGGGAAACAAAUAUUUCCUACAAAUUCAUUCAAAUCACGUAUUAUUUAUGAUGCAGAGAACAAUGUAUCUCCAACAUGGUUGUAUUAUGUGUUUAUCAUGCUGAAAUCGAAUUGUUGUGGAAAAUCUCUUUAUUCUUCUAGCGUAGAUUGCAAUUCCAAGUCUGUUUGUCUGUCACCAAGUUUCUAUUCAUCUUUUACAAAUGGUAAUAACUAUCAUUUGUCGACGAUUGUUUCAGAGUUCACCUGUCAACAUACAAUGACACUAAUAACUUAUUCUUGUAGUCUAUCCUGCGUGUAUGCUCUUCUCUUAUUGUAUUGUUUAUAUAUUACAGAAACCCAUAAGUCAUUUAUAACAAGUAUUACUGAAGAAAUUGAAUUAUAUAGACUUGGACCAGUUGAAUAUAUUAUGUUUCAUUGGAGUCGAUUGGAUGUUCCACAGAUUUUAAUCUAUUUUUGGUCAUUCAAAGUAAUGUCAGUGAUUAUCUUAGGUCCUCUUUAUUGGAAAAUUAUACCAGUCAGUAGUGGUGCCAAUCUUAUUGAUAUUUCAGCGAAACUUUUAAAUUCUUCUACAUUGACUGAUUAUUCCAACCAAAACACUAGUGAUCAGUCAACAUUAUCUGUACUCAUAACAAGACUGUGUGUUGGUCUAUUUGUACAUGGCUCAGAGACUUGGCUGUCAGUGUUUGGUGCAGCGGCAUUUUUCAGUGUACUAGCUACUAUGCUUGUUUCGUUGUUGGUAUUUCUGUUGGAUCCAUCUGGUGACGGUACAGCCCAACUAGCAGUGGCAGCUGCAGACGCUCCAGCAGAUCCUCAUGCUUGGAAUGCAAUCGAAGAUCCAGCCUUAGCAUUAGAUCAAAAUGAUGUUAUUGCCGUCGAGUUACUAGCUGGUACUGGAUGGAAUUGUGCUGCUGUAUUCUUAUUUUUAGCCUUUCAGUCAGAUAUGCCUAAUCUCCCACCAGUUUAUCGUGCAUCAUGUUGCAUAUAUGGGAUUAUGGUAAUUGUAAUCACAUGUAUUCAUCCUGUUCAAGCUUUGAUUAAAUCAUUUCUUCUACGUCUUGGAAUACCUGGACAAGAGACUAGUUGGCUAGCACAUGUACGACCUUUGUGUUUUUGUAUUGUACUAGUUUUAGUUGCCUUUAGUAUUUUCACUCAUAUACCUAAAAUAUUGACACAUGAAAGAAUUGAAUAUAACAGUAGAAUGAAUGAAAGUGAAAAUGCAACCUUUACAGUGAUUUUAUCACAUCUUGGCUCAUCGGAAGAAGCAAUACGCGCAAGACAAUUGAGAGUAUUUUUAAGUGGUUGCCAGUUAUUACUCAGUAUUAUAGUCACUCUAAUUGAAUAUUCUGUUUAUCAAUACUUUCGCCGAUUCCCUGAUUGGACAGGUUUUCGACCAAUGUUAUUCUGGACAAAAGCUAUCAGUUCUGUACUUGACUACAUAAUUUCUUUAUUGUCUUUCCUGACAGUAUGUUGGUUAUUGUUCUAUGACUCAAUUGGUGUUUGUCGUCUUUUUAUUAUUUGUUGCUAUCUGGUGUUUGUUCUUUACCCAUCAGCACAUAGGGCUUAUACAUGGAUACGAUGGAGGUUAUCAUUCAAAAAGCAAAUGAACAAUCUAAACAGUCCUACUGAUGAUGAUCUUAAAGUUUUUGGUGAUACAUGUCCAAUAUGUUAUACUCAAAUGACAACACAAACGGCUAAAAUUACUAGAUGUGGUCAUCUUUAUCAUACUGAUUGUCUGGUAGAAUGGAUGAAACGUCAAUUAUUCUGUCCAAUGUGUCAUGCAGAUCUAUUGUCGACUAGAGUUACAAAUAGACGAGUUACAGAUCAUCAACAGGUUGAAGAAGACAAUUGACUUGAAUGUUUAGGAUUUCUUUUUCUGAUCACCGAAAUUUUAUAUCAUUACUAUCAUUUUACUAAUUCUCAUAUCAUCCAGAUAUCGAGAAGGAGAGAAAUCGCCUUUCAAUGUUUAUUGUAAAUGAUGUCUGUUCUUCUCUCACUGUGCGUGUAUGUAUGUUCACCUUCUUCAUUGUACUGCUGUACACACUAUUUCAGAUUAUUUUAGAACAUGAAAAGAUACAUGUGAAAUCAUGUAGUUUUCUUUUGUUUUUGUUUGGCAGUUUCGAUUUUCAAACUAUUUUACCUCUAGCGAUGAUGAAAAUAAACAGAACUGAAUCAAAGUGGUUGGUUAUAGAAGUUCCAUGCUUCUCUCCUUCUCCUCUCGUGUAUUUAAUGCAAAGAUCCACCUCAAUGUUUACUUUAUUUAUUCAUUUAUUUAUUUGUUAGAUGAGGUUAUCAAUGUUGGUGUUUUGUUUGUAGGUAAGACGUCUAUGGAAUAAAAUUAUAUAUCACCUUUGAAAAAAUAAAUAAUUCUUAAUAG